AUGGACAUAUUCAAGACACUCAACAUCAAUAUUUCUUUCCUGGAAGAACUUGAACAAAUGCCAUUAUAUGCCAAAUUUAUGAAAGAGGUGCUAAUAAAGAAAAGAUCCUUGAAGGAAGGACAUGUUGUUGAGAUGACAAGGGAGUGUAGUGCUAUUCUCCAAAGAAGUUUGCUAGAGAAGAAAGAUGAUCCUAGAUGCUUUUAUAUACCCUGCAUCAUAGGAAGCAUAACUGUUGAGAAGUCAUUCUGUGACCUUGGUGCAAGCAUAAACUUGAUGCCUCUGUCUCUCAUGAGGAAACUACAAAUUUUUGAGCUGAAAUCUACUCGAAUAGCUCUCCAAAUGGCUGACAAAUCUAUUAAGCAAGCACUGGGAGUUGUAGAGAAUGUGCUGGUAAAAGUGGAAAAAUUCUUUCUCCUAGCUGACUUUGUCAUCCUGGAUAUGGAAGAGGAUCCUAACACUCCCAUCAUCCUGGGGAGGCCCUUGCUAGCUACGGGCAGAGCAUUAAUAGAUGUUGAAAAAGGGGAAUUAUUGCUAAGAGUGCAUGAUGAGCACCUAGCAUUUCAUGUCUUCAAGACCCUACAUGAACCCACUCAAGAAAAAGAAUGCAUAAAGGAUAAGGCCAAAGACAACAGGUUAAAGGAGAUUACUCCAAGGCUUCUAAACCCAUGCUUAAAAGAAGUAGUAAUGAUCCUUUCACUUAAACACCUAGAAAUCAUCAAAGAGGAGACCAGAAGGAAGUUCACAGUAAGAGGAGAAAAGCUAAAGCACUAUGAUUUUCAGUAUCCAUGA
Messenger RNA from Arachis duranensis, 789 nucleotides. RefSeq lists its product as uncharacterized. The transcript has 2 exons. Gene Ontology annotation, molecular function: aspartic-type endopeptidase activity. NCBI's taxonomy places the organism in Eukaryota, Viridiplantae, Streptophyta, Magnoliopsida, Fabales, Fabaceae. The record is from RefSeq and is a predicted model, not a curated record. Gene Ontology annotation, biological process: proteolysis. Bases 1 to 789 code for a protein of 262 amino acids.